This is a messenger RNA of Prorocentrum cordatum, 419 nucleotides long. NCBI's taxonomy places the organism in Eukaryota, Dinophyceae, Prorocentrales, Prorocentraceae. The record is from the annotation of a GenBank genome assembly.
UGACGGUCCUGGUGCAUGGCGGGGGCCCUCAGACGCCGGAAACGGCGAAAAGCCUCCGUCCUGCUUUUGCUCAAUGCGCUAGAGGUCUGGGUAAGCCCUGCCACGUGGUGCAGCUGUCCGUGCAGGCAGUGGGUGUCCGAGAUGGCGACCACGCGGCAGCAGCGCGGGAACGCAUCCUCUCGGGCGCAGGGCGCGACCCUGCGCGUCCAACACCGCACCCUCGAAGUCCGCGCGCGCGGAACGGUCGACGAGGGCGCUGACGUCCUCGAUCUCGUCGAGGGCCAGCGGGACGCGGACGCGCCAGCGGCACGGUGAGCUGCCUGGCGCAGCCCCGGGAGCGCCGGCCAUGGCCCGCCGUCGGGGGCACCACGCGGAGCCCCCAGGGGCUGGCGCGCGAGGAUCGCAGCGCGGUCGACGGC